This is a messenger RNA of Alligator mississippiensis (American alligator), 1827 nucleotides long. RefSeq names its product olfactory receptor 4S2-like. Bases 707 to 1576 code for a protein of 289 amino acids. The record is from RefSeq and is a predicted model, not a curated record. Gene Ontology annotation, biological process: G protein-coupled receptor signaling pathway. The transcript has 2 exons. Gene Ontology annotation, molecular function: olfactory receptor activity; G protein-coupled receptor activity. Lineage: Eukaryota; Metazoa; Chordata; Crocodylia; Alligatoridae. Gene Ontology annotation, cellular component: membrane.
AAACAGGGUAAUGCUCAGGAUAAAAAGCCUCAAGCCUACAGCAAAAAUGAAAGAAGCAGAAGAGACUUACAUCUAAUGGAAUGAGUGAGGUUGAGAAAAGUAACUAAUUCAGCAGAGUAUUAAAAAUUUGCCUCUAUUACAUAUCCACGGCAGCCUAGUUUAGUUGAUUCUUCAAGUUGUUCCAACUGACAAGUUUUGAAAUGCUUCUGGGACCUCGUUAUCCAGGAGACUGACAUGCUACCUCUACAUGAUUGCUUUUAACUAUUUCUGUCUUAACUGCAAAGCCAAGAGAGGCAGUCAGCUUUUUCCAGAAUGAAGGACAGAAAUGUAUUUUUCAAUCAGUUUCUUUUAAAUGCAGAAAUGGCCUCUGAGAUUUUCUGAGCAGGGAGAGAUACUGAUGUUAAAAGAUUCUCAAUUCUGAUUUCACUACCUGACAUCUCUGCUUUACUCAAUUACUUCUCUCAUAUUCUGACAGAGGGCAAGAGAUAUUUGAACUCAAGACUUGUAAAUUAACAAAUUGUAACUUCUGCAGUGGAGUGAGAAUUUGAUCCUGCAGUGAACAACUUUGUCAUUCAUCAGUAGUGCUUACUACUGAUCAGACGGUAAUACUUCACUACCAAGACACUUUGAAGCUAUGACGAUAUAAAAACUAUCAUCUUCCAGGUGAAUUAACAUCUUGUAGAAUACUGAUUCCUGCACUGAGCACAUGGCACCUGUACAUAAUGUGUCUGAAUUCAUUUUACUGGGGCUUACUCAGCAUCAAGAGUCAGAACAAAUCUGUUUUGUGUUGUUUUCAUUGUUCUAUGCAGUUACUAUAGUGGGAAACCUCCUCAUCAUUAUCACUAUCAAGGGCAGCCGGAGUCUGAUUUCUCCCAUGUAUUUCUUUCUGAGCUACCUUUCCUUUGUGGACAUCUGCUACUCUACAGUUAUAGCUCCCAAAAUGAUUGCUGAUUUCCUUGUUGAUAGGAAAACCAUCUCAUUCUCUGGUUGUUUGACACAGUUCUUCUUUGCCCAUUUCCUUGGUGGUACUGAGAUGUUCCUUCUCACAGUCAUGGCUUAUGAUCGGUACAUUGCUAUAUGCAAACCACUUUAUUACAUGACCAUCAUGACUGGGCAUGUGUGUGGCUGGAUGGUGUUGGGUUCCUGGACAGGGGGCUUUCUGCAUUCCAUUAUACAAACUCUCCUGACUACCCAGCUCCCCUUCUGUGGGCCUAAUGAGAUUGAUCAUUAUCUCUGUGAUGUACACCCUUUGCUGAAACUGGCUUGUACUGACACCUACACUGUUGGCUUCAUUGCUGUUGCUAAUACCGGGAUGAUUUCCUUGACCUGUUUUGUUGUGUUAGUUAUAUCAUAUGUUGUCAUUUUAGUCUCUUUGAGAAGACACACUUCUGAAGGGCACCUCAAAGCUCUCUCUACUUGUGCCUCACACAUCACGGUAGUAAUUAUAUUUUUUGGGCCAUGUAUCUUCAUGUACUUACGACCAUCAACAACUUUCUCAGAGGAUAAGAUAAUCUCUGUGUUCUACACUGUCUUCACCCCUAUGCUGAACCCAUUGAUUUAUACCCUGAGAAAUUAAGAAGUUAAAAAUGCCAUGAGAAAAAUGUGGAUCCAAAAAGUGGACUGAGAAGAUCAAUAAAAAUUGUAAGGUGUAAAUAUAGUACAAUUAGAAACUGAUGGGUGAACUAGAUUUCACCAGCAUUUCAGAGAAAAGUCAUUUUUAUAUUACUGUCUAUUUCUUUUACCGUGAAAACUUGACAAAAGUUUCCUAUGAAUAUUGCUACUGUGCACCUUUUUAAAUACAAUGCUUGCAAUAUUUAAAUAUGAAAA